ACCUUUUUCCUCUCCAUCAAUAUCCCAUCGCCACUCGAACCAAACUCGUGGCUUACUGACUCUGACCUGAACACACAAACACAAACAGAGAUUCUGUCUGGUUUUCAUCAUGGAACCCAAUAUUUACCAACUUGCCCUCGCGGCUCUCUUCGGCGCCUCCUUCGUUGCUGUUUCAGGGUUCUUCAUGCACUUCAAGGCCCUGAAUCUCGUCCUCGAGCGUGGUAGAGAGAAGAAAGACACCAACAACAACACCGAAGGAGGAGACUCGCCGCAGCAUCAAAGUCAGAGCCUUUCGAGGCGGCGGAGCCAAGUCAGAAGGAAAGGUCUCAGCCCCGCUUCUCUUCCGGAUGCUACUCCCUUCACCGCAGCCACCGAUGGCGGCGGCGGUGAUGCAGGGCGUACCAACGGCCAUGUUUGUGUCGAUGAGAUUCCUCCUGGUUUGCCUAGGCUUCAUACUCCAUCUGAAGGGAGAUCUUCUGUACAUGGGACUAAUAGUAUCAGGAAAACUGGAAGCUUUGUUAGACCAAUCUCUCCCAAGUCUCCUGUUGCUAGUGCGAGUGCCUUUGAGAGUAUGGGAGAGUCAGAUGAUGAUGAUAAUUUGACUGAUACUGCCGGUUUGGAUGCUUCUUACUUGCAAACUAAUGGGGACUUGCCUGCGGAUGCAACUGAAGAGCAAAUAUCUAUGGCUGCUUCAAGCAUGAUUCGUUCACACAGUGUGUCUGGUGACCUACAUGGAGUUCAGCCUGAUCCUAUUGCUGCUGAUAUUCUCCGUAAAGAGCCUGAGCAAGAGACCUUUGUCCGUCUUAAUGUUCCUCUUGAGGUACCAACGUCUGAUGAGGUUGAAGCCUACAAAUGUCUUCAAGAAUGUCUUGAACUGCGGAAGAGAUAUGUCUUCCAAGAGACAGUUGCGCCAUGGGAAAAAGAAGUCAUAUCUGAUCCUAGUACCCCAAAGCCUAACUUAGAGCCAUUUGCACAUUAUCCUCAAGGAAAGUCUGAUCAUCAUUUUGAGAUGCUAGAUGGAGUAGUCCACGUGUUUCCUAAUAAAGAUGUCAAAGAAGAGCUCUUCCCUGUAGCUGAUGCCACAGCCUUUUUCACUGACUUGCACCACGUACUCAAAGUCAUAGCUGCUGGAAACAUGAGGACUCUGUGCCACCGUCGUCUAGUGCUCCUAGAACAGAAAUUUAAUCUCCAUUUGAUGCUUAAUGCGGAUAAAGAGUUCCUCGCCCAAAAAAGUGCACCGCAUCGUGAUUUCUAUAACGUUAGGAAAGUCGACACUCAUGUUCAUCAUUCAGCUUGCAUGAACCAGAAACACCUCUUAAGGUUUAUCAAGUCGAAGCUCAGGAAAGAACCUGAUGAGGUUGUCAUAUUUAGGGAUGGAACAUAUUUGACCUUAAAAGAAGUUUUUGAGAGCCUGGAUUUGACUGGAUAUGAUCUUAACGUGGACCUUUUGGAUGUUCACGCUGAUAAGAGCACCUUUCAUCGCUUUGACAAGUUCAACCUCAAGUACAAUCCAUGUGGUCAAAGUAGGCUGAGAGAAAUUUUCCUUAAACAGGAUAAUCUCAUCCAAGGUCGUUUUCUUGGUGAGAUAACAAAACAAGUUUUCUCCGACCUUGAAGCUAGCAAAUAUCAGAUGGCUGAAUACAGAAUAUCUAUAUACGGCAGAAAAAUGAGCGAGUGGGACCAACUGGCUAGUUGGAUUGUGAACAAUGAUCUAUACAGUGAGAACGUUGUCUGGUUGAUUCAGCUCCCACGCUUGUACAACAUCUACAAGGAUAUGGGUAUUGUGACAUCGUUCCAGAAUAUCCUUGACAAUAUAUUCAUUCCUCUGUUUGAAGCCACGGUGGAUCCGGAUUCGCAUCCCCAGCUCCAUGUUUUUCUGAAGCAGGUUGUUGGAUUUGAUUUGGUCGAUGAUGAAAGCAAACCUGAGAGACGUCCCACGAAACACAUGCCCACUCCAGCUCAAUGGACUAACGCAUUUAAUCCUGCCUUUUCGUACUAUGUCUACUACUGUUACGCUAAUCUCUAUGUGCUAAACAAGCUUCGGGAGUCAAAGGGCAUGACAACGAUCACACUACGGCCACAUUCUGGGGAGGCUGGUGACAUUGACCACUUGGCUGCUACAUUCCUCACAUGCCACAGCAUCGCUCAUGGAAUCAAUCUACGAAAGUCUCCUGUGCUUCAGUAUCUUUACUACCUCGCCCAGAUUGGUCUGGCCAUGUCUCCACUGAGCAACAACUCUCUGUUUCUAGACUACCACAGAAACCCGUUUCCUGUGUUUUUCUUAAGAGGUCUCAAUGUUUCCCUGUCCACGGAUGAUCCCCUUCAGAUUCACUUGACCAAAGAACCUCUCGUGGAAGAGUACAGCAUUGCUGCCUCGGUUUGGAAGCUGAGUUCGUGUGACCUGUGCGAGAUAGCUCGUAACUCAGUGUAUCAGUCAGGUUUCUCACAUGCCCUCAAGUCGCACUGGAUUGGAAAAGACUACUACAAAAGAGGACCUGAUGGAAACGACAUUCACAAAACAAAUGUACCUCACAUCAGGGUGGAGUUCCGUGACACGAUAUGGAAAGAGGAGAUGCAACAGGUUUAUUUGGGAAAGGCUGUUAUCUCUGAUGAAGUUGUUCCAUAAGAAACAGCAAUGAGAAAUAUGGCAACGUGGAGGGGAGGGGGUUUUUACACCAAGGGAGGCGUCUUCAGAAGUAUACGAUGCAGGAAGUAGAUAGGGUAAUAAAAUGAGAGUGGCUAUGUUGUGAAGGCUGCCAAAUCUAUUGUUUCUAUGAAUCGUAAUCCUUUUUUAUAUUAUUUCUAGAGCUGACUCUAAAGAGCUGCAUACGACAUUGAGGACUGUUUUUUCUCUAUAUAAAGAGAGCAUAAGAGUUGUAUCAUUUAAUUCUUGUUCAGUUUUGAAUUUUGAUUAAGACCGGUUUAUAGGUGCUGUUGAGAA
Molecule: messenger RNA, 2941 nt
Organism: Brassica oleracea var. oleracea
Lineage: Eukaryota; Viridiplantae; Streptophyta; Magnoliopsida; Brassicales; Brassicaceae
Product: AMP deaminase
Exons: 20
Coding region: 110-2626 (838 amino acids)
Biological process (GO): IMP salvage; AMP metabolic process
Cellular component (GO): cytosol
Molecular function (GO): AMP deaminase activity
Source: RefSeq, a predicted model, not a curated record